AUGAAAGCAGCAUUGGAAGAAUAUAACCAAAACCAAGGAGGAAAGGGGUCACAUCAACACUAUGCCAAUCAGGCAGCAACCAUGCCACCUCUCAAGUCACCAGACUACAAGAUGGAUCCGACCAAUAGUGCAAAUAGAAGAAGAGGUGCUACCAUUAUAGGAGGUACUAGACCCGACUAUUUGAACAGUGGUGGUGGUGCCAGUGACCAUGGGGGUGAUUACGUAAACGAUCAUCCAGCCACAAGAGAAGACGAAAGUUAUACCUCGCUCAAGAUGAAAUAUCUAACCUCGUUGAAUAUCACCAUUGCCACGCCGCAAAAGGACCAACAAGUGUCUGCCUCUGCACCCAUCCCCAUUCCCAUACCAUUCUCUAAAAUUGACGAUUCAGACGACGAGUCUGACAUUGAUCCACACAAUGACGAUGGUGAUGACGAUACUUUUUACAAGGGAGCCAGUGUGGCCAACAUCAAAGGAAAUGGAUUGGUUGGCAUGUCUCUCAACCACCACCAUCACGACGCCGGUUCAUUCAUGGUUGGCACACCUCUACAAUCAUCUACUUUUGCACCUCCACCUGUUGCCACCAACAAUAACAAUGGUGAACCCGUCAGAAAGGAUUCAAGAUCGAAAAAGUUACACAAGUUUAUCCCUCCUCACGAGCUUUUGGGAAAAGAAACUGAAGAUGAUACAAUUAAUCAUUCUUUGCCUGGUAAUAAUAGAAGAAAGGUUUUUGGUCAAUAA
Molecule: messenger RNA, 738 nt
Organism: Cavenderia fasciculata
Lineage: Eukaryota; Evosea; Eumycetozoa; Acytosteliales; Cavenderiaceae
Exons: 1
Coding region: 1-738 (245 amino acids)
Source: RefSeq, a predicted model, not a curated record